Molecule: messenger RNA, 1083 nt
Organism: Lachancea meyersii CBS 8951
Lineage: Eukaryota; Fungi; Ascomycota; Saccharomycetes; Saccharomycetales; Saccharomycetaceae
Source: the annotation of a GenBank genome assembly
AUGAUAAGCAGGCUUGAUAGCUUCAUCGAGGCAAAUGAUAGGGAAGCCUCAAUGGAUACCAGCUCGAGACUCACCAAGGCAGAGCUAGACUCUUUCGCAGCCGAUGACGAACUCUCAAGAGAUGGACAAACGAGCACAACACCAAAUGGCACGAAAGGCAUCAAGAUUCAAACACGAGCGAGCCCAGCCAGUCCCAGUGAUCAAGAUCAUCCACUCAAACAUACCCCGACACGCACACCAGACCAUUCUAAGUUGGGACGUUCCAAUACCAUGAAACGGCUUUCACUAAUCCAGCCUGUGGUCUCGUCAAGCCCCACGCCGAAAGAUCACCGACAAAGCCAACCAGCACUUUUGAAAGUUAGAACACGGUCGCAAAGCGUGAGAUCUGGUCAUUCUCGCAGCAGCAGUGCUGCUUCUGAAGUACAACAACAAAGAGAUGCUGGGGAAAGUGUUAAUUCAUUACUGCAGUUGCUGGCCAACAAAGAACUUGAACUUUUAGAAACCAAACGCAAAAUCGAUGAGCUCAGAAAGGGUCUCAACCAAGAGGAGGCUCAUCUGCAGCUUCAAACGCAGCAGCUCCAAGACCUGAAAACUCAGGUUGGCAAAACCGUGUACAAUGGUAUGGACGAUCACAAAUAUACCAAAACAGUCCAAAGUGCAGCUCAGCCAUCACAAUCGAAGAAAUCAGGUCCGACAACGUUAGAAACACCACGUCUUUCAUCUAAUAGAGAGUCUAUGUGGUCCAAACCGCUUACUUUUUUCAACCAGUUCGACCAACUGAUCCAGCAUGAGCUGGAGAAGAAACUACACUGGGAUGAAGUGCCUUUGCCGAAAAAGCCGUCUAACGCGGAGCAAGAACCACAUAGCAAACCGUCCGAUGAUGUGUUGGGAAACGUCUCAUCGUCGCUUUGGAGUUUCGUCAGCGAUGUGAGGAGUGGGCUGAUGGGAAUAAAUGAGGAAGAAACGACAGAACAAGAAACAUUGAAGUCACAGCGGCGUUCGAGGAACCCAAGUCCUCUCAAGUUUGUGGGGAAAGAAAUGGAACUCGAAGAUUUACAGGGGAAAAAAGCGAAUGAUAAUUGA